AUCCUCUCUGCACGGAAAAGAAAGAAUAAGCCCGUGGAAGAAAAGAGGAGGCGUGCAAAUGCACCAGUAUUUGUCCACAAGGGGAAGACAAAAAAAAAAAAAAACGUGUUUGAAAAUGGAAUGAGAGACUGGUGCUGCUGAGCUCCAAUCUCCUGCUCUCUUCCCCUCCCGCAGCUUGGCACCAUCCGAGGGGACGGGGAAGGGUGAAAGGUGGCGGCUUUCAGGGAUUUCUGCGAACCGGGAUUUGCUUCCAUAUGAGAGGAUUUGGUGACCGAGGCAACGUGGAGAGUCGUCCCGCUCCGUGGCAGCUCCCCCUCCUCUGUGGUGUACCGACACAGACCGUCGUCCAGGCUAUGGUCCUGGCUGAGGAGCGGGGCAUCACCCGGAUGCAGGAGGGAGGAUAAGACGCUCGCCAUGGGAGCCAAACAGAUGAAAUGUCUCAGCUCAGCCAGCCCUGCUCACUCCCCCAAAGAGGAAUACGCCGUUACCCGGUCCAGCGACACCCCUGGAGACGAAACCAUCCGUGAUCAGCCGGAGGACCGGAGGGCUGCCGGCGUCGACCGACCCGAGCCGACGGACAAGAAACAUGUCGCAGAGGAGGUGUCGCUCUGUGGGUUGUGCCCUUCUCUUGGGCACGAUGGGCAAGUGGAAGGGAAGUCCUGGAUGGAGCAGCUGGACGCCCAGCAGGAGCAGCUGGAGAAGGAGAUGCAGGAGGCCAGGCGGAUGGUGUUUCGCCUCCAGGCUCUGCUGCUCAAUGGCUCGCUCCCAGAGGAGGACCAAGAUGGAUCAGUGAGCUUCGGUGACAACCGGGCUAACGCCGAGCAGCAGCUGGUUGUAGUCCGCAGCCGCCUUGACCAAAGCACAGAGGAAGCCCUCGAUCUCAAGCGGGAACUUCUGAGACACAAACAAGAAGCACGCCAAAUCCAGGCCAUAAAGGAUGCUCUGCAGCAGCGGCUGUCUGUGCAGGAGGAUGCGGUGCUGCAACUCAAACAGGAGCUACUGAGGUGCAACAUGGCCAAAGAUCAGUUGGAAGGCGAAAAUGUGGUCCUCAACGACAAGCUGAGCGAGCGCAACAAAUUACUCAGCGAAUACGAGCAGCAAGUCGGGAGGAAGGACCGACUGGCGCAGCAGCAAAAGCUGGAUGAGGCUCAGCAGAAAGCAAAGUCUUUCCGAAAUGAGGGUGGUGGUUACAGUCGCUCUCCUCCUGCGUUCCAGCACAGUGCACCUGGGGAGGAGCUCCAGCUGGUGAGGGAGGCGCUGCGUAGUUUGAGGGACAGCUUUUCAGGCCACGACCCCCAGCAUCACACCCUGGACACCUUGGAGCAGGGUGUGUCCAGUCUAAUGGACCGCCUGCUCUCCGUGGACCCCCAGCGGCGACAGAACAGAGGGGAGGAGUUUAAAUCACCAGGUCGCAGAGCCAACUCUACAGAUCGUGACUCAUGGCCACCAAGCUUCAAAAUGGCCCACUCUCACAGCAGCCCUGGGUUGGAUGCCUCCGUGUCCACCAAAGUGCUCUACUUCACCGAUCGCUCGCUCACACCGUUUCUGAUCAACAUCCCUAAGAGGUUGGGAGAAGUGACGCUGCGAGACUUCAAGGCGGCCGUGGACAGACAAGGCAGCUUCAGAUACCACUUCAAAGCUCUCGACCCGGAGUUUGGCACCGUCAAAGAGGAGGUAUUCCAGGACGGAGCAGUGGUGCCCGGCUGGGAGGGGAAGAUUGUAGCUUGGGUAGAGGAGGACCAUGGAGAGAGGAAGUAGAAGACCCCCACCAAAAAAAAAAAAAAAAAACCUUCAAUUGUGUCUAUCAAAUCCAAACUUGAAUGGAAAUACUCGGGACCAACGGACUGAAAAUAAACGGUUGAAUGUUUCAUGUCAAGGAAUGCUCGUUAAAGGGGAACAUUAUCACAAUUUCAAAAGGGUUAAAAACAAUAAAAAUCAGUUGUAUUUUUUGAAGUUUUUUUCAAAAUUUUACUGGUCCCGGAAUAUCCCUAAAAAAAGCUUUAAAGUGCCUUUUCUUUUUCGCUCUCGGCCAAGACACUGUUCAUUUCCCUGUGACGUCACACAGUGCUGCCAAUGUAAACAAACAAUGGCGAGAUAUAGCGACAUUAGCUCGGAUUUCAGCGGCUUAAGCGAUUCGACAGAUUACGCAUGUAUUGAAACGGAUGGUUGGAGUAUAAAAGUAUUGAAGAAGAAACUGAAGCUAUUGAGCGAAUUGCUAUUGACGCUAUUCAUAGCCAUAGCAUGGCCGAAUAGCUGCGUUAGCAUCGCCGGUAAAAUGUGCGGACCAAACGAUCAGGACUUUCGCAUCUUGUGACACUGGAGCAACUUAAAUCCGUCGAUUGGUAAGUGGAAGGAAAUGUAAUAUAGUUUCAAAUGUACAUACAUGUUAGCAUCAAUUAGCUGGCAGUCACGCCGCGACCAAAUAUGUCUGAUUAGCACAUAAGUCAACAACAUCAACAAAACUCACCUUUGUGAUUUCGUUGACUUUAUCGUUGCAAAUGCAUCUGCAGGUUAUCCAUACAUCUCUGUGCCAUGUCUGCUUUAGCACCGCCGGUAAAUAGCAUGUUAACAUCGAUUAGCGUAGCAUGUUAGCAUCGAUUAGCUGGCAGUCACGCCGCGACCAAAUAUGUCUGAUUAGCACAUAAGUCACCAACAUCAAGAAAACUCACUUUUGUUAUUUCGUUGACUUUAUCGUUGCAAAUGCAUCUGCAGGUUAUCCAUACAUCUCUGUGCCACGUCUGCUUUAGCACCACCGGUAAAUAGCAUGUUAGCAUCGAUUAGCGUAGCAUGUUAGCAUCGAUUAGCUGGCAGUCAUGCCGCAACCUAAUAUGUCUGAUUAGCACAUAAGUCACCAACAUCAACAAAACUCACCAUUGUGAUUUUGUUGACUUUAUCGUUGCAAAUGCAUCUGCAGGUUAUCCAUACAUCUCUGUGCCAUGUCUGCUUUAGCACCGCCGGUAAAUAGCAUGUUAGCAUCAAUUAGCGUAGCAUGUUUGCAUCGAUUAGCUGGCAGUCAUGCCGCAACCUAAUAUGUCUGAUUAGCACUUAAAUCAACAACAUCAACAAAACUCACCUUUGUGAUUUCGUUGACUUUGUCGUUGCAAAUGCAUCUGCAGGUUAUCCAUACAUCUCUGUGCCAUGUCUGUCUUAGCAUCGCCGGUAAAAUGUGCAGACACUCCAGCACAUUCAAUGGGGGUCUGGUGGCAGAUUUCUUGCCACUUGCGCAUCUUCGGGCCAGUGGUGCAACCCGAAUCCCUCCCUGUUAGUGUUGUUACACCCUCCAACAACACACCGACGAGGCAUGAUGUCUCCAAGGUUCCAAAAAAAUAGUCUAAAAAACGGAAAAUAACAGAGCUGAGACCCGGUGUUUGUAAUGUGUUUGAAAAAAUGAAAAUGGCGGGUUUCUUACCUAGGCAACGUCACAUACUGACGUCAUCGCUACAAGAGCCAUAAACAGAAAGGCGUUUAAUUAACCAAAAUUCACCCAUUUAGAGUUCGGAAAUCAGUUAAAAAAACAUAUGGUCUUUUUUCUGCAAUAUCAAGGUAUAUAUUGACGCUUACAUAGGUCUGGUGAUAAUGUUCCCCUUUAAGACACUCGACGCCAGUUAAUUAGCUAAAAGAGUUCCACGAUGAGUAACAGAGUUGAGAUAAUGAAAGGAUGUUCACUGCCAUUUUCCACAAGUUCCUGAUUGCCAAAUAGUUUGCCUUUUUACUUCCAGCCAAUAUUUAAAUAAACAUCAAUUGUUGCAUGGA
Nerophis ophidion (straightnose pipefish) is the source of this 3753-nucleotide messenger RNA. It is a transcript of the gene dixdc1a, whose product is annotated as DIX domain containing 1a. The record is from RefSeq and is a predicted model, not a curated record. Lineage: Eukaryota; Metazoa; Chordata; Actinopteri; Syngnathiformes; Syngnathidae. The transcript has 15 exons. Gene Ontology annotation, biological process: canonical Wnt signaling pathway. Gene Ontology annotation, cellular component: cytosol. The coding region runs from base 415 to 1758 and encodes 447 amino acids.